AUAACGGUGUGCCAGACUGGCAAGUAUAUCGAGUGAUCGUCGCUUAUUUUCGUUUUAAUAAUUUAUCAUCGAAAUAAUGUCGAAUUACGCAACGCCGAUUCUGUAUCUCAACAUGGGCGGCGAGAUGAUGUAUGUGCUGCAGCAGAGGCUGCAAACUCAGAGAGUCAGUCUCGAUAAGACGAUACAAGUGAUGAACGACGUCUUGCACGCUCUGCUGAAUCCCAAACAAUUGGAGAGCAUAUUCAGCGAGGGUCCGCUGCUGCGGCUGACUUCCCUGCGAUCGAUCCUCGAGCGGGUCAUUCUCUGCUCGAUUAUGCGCCUCGACCCGGCCAGCAUGGACAAGCUCUUCGACCUCAUGAUCAUGAUGGUCAAGUAUCAGCUGGCCACCAGCAGCGGGCCCCGCGAGAUCAUCCUCUCGACCCUCAAUCACCUCGACGCCCUGCGCGACAUGACCGCGAUGGAUCGCAAAUUGACCGAUUACGUCGAUCAGGCCCAUCAGCGAGUGGUCGACAUUUACGGCAACAUGACGCAUCGGGACGUCUGGCAAAUACGGACCGAGUGCUUGACUGAGCUCAAGCCUCACAACGUCAGGGUGUCGGCGCUUCUGAGGCUGGGUAUGCAGAAUCAGGACGCGAGCUUUAAUCGCAUCUGUCAACGCUACGACGAAAAGUAUCGAGACCGUAAGCAGCUCCUGGACAAUCUCAAGCUCAACGAUUACGUCGACGAGGACGGACAGCUGGGCUCGUUCGCCAUUAACGCCGGCAGAUCGACCUUGAUCGGGAAAAAUAUCUACGUCAUGUCCUACGGUCUGGCGAACGCCAAUAGUGUCGACUCGAGUCAAAGCUUCCCACGAGUUUUGAGCGUCAGUAACAAGGCAGCGCGGCAAGAACUCGACAGCCUGACUAAGCAACUGGGCCAGGAAGAAGAGUUAGCUCCUAUUAGGCCGUUCAGUUUAAGCUUAUACACGAGGCACAAUGCCAACGUCGCCAGCAACAACAAUAACAACAACAACAACAACAACAAUGGAUCAAAAAAUGUCGAAUCCGAUAAAGACGAAGAGGGCAACGAAAUCGUGGAAAAAUCUAACAUAAACGAGUACAAAAAAAAAUUGAUGCAAGAUAUCGAUAAAGAUUUUGGCGACGACGAAGAAAUCACUGCUAUCAACAAAAAUCGAGACGAUAAUGAUAUUAUCAGCAUGCUGGAAAUGAUGUAAUAACAAUAUCGU
Trichogramma pretiosum is the source of this 1225-nucleotide messenger RNA. RefSeq names its product protein OSCP1-like (gene OSCP1). The record is from RefSeq and is a predicted model, not a curated record. NCBI's taxonomy places the organism in Eukaryota, Metazoa, Arthropoda, Insecta, Hymenoptera, Trichogrammatidae. Gene Ontology annotation, biological process: transport. The transcript has 4 exons. Gene Ontology annotation, cellular component: cytoplasm; plasma membrane. The coding region runs from base 77 to 1213 and encodes 378 amino acids.